AGUGAUGCAAAUGGGAGGAAGUCUUUUUCAAACAAGAAAGAACAAGCACUGAUGAGUGAGCAAGCAAUAUAGACUCCCUUUACUACUGUCUGAAAUCUGAACAAACCAACAAACUCAACAGAAAAACAAUGGCGACGACCUCUCACGACCUCCCAUGGGAGAUAAUCACAGAUAUUCUGUGCCGAUUACCGCUGAAAGAUGUGCUGCGGUACAGGUCCGUAUCGACGUCCUGGUGCUCCCUGAUCGACGGCCGCGAUUUCGUCAAGCUCCACUUCAACCACUCUCCAGAAUCGACCUCCCAACUCGGCUUCAUAUUCGGAGGCUCCAACGACCUCUGCUGGGCCGCCUUCAGCGAUCUCACCUCAUUCAUACGACUCACUUACCCGAUAGGCGAUGACAAAGGCAUCACCGUCGCGGGUAGCAGUAACGGACUGCUCGCUGUUAUGAAUUCCAAGGGAGAUGCGGCUAUUUGGAAUCCUUUCACGCGAAGUCGAAGGUACAUCAGUUUACCCGUUUCUGACCAUUUUGGUUCCUUCCCGUUCCAUUCAUUUGAAAUUCUCCUCACCGGAUUUGGGCACGAUCCGAUCACGGAGGACUAUAAGUUUCUAUUGAUGAUCGAAUUUAAUGGGAUAAUGGAUCACUCGUUUACCCGUGAAGUCAAGGUUUAUAGUCUUAAGGCCAGGAAAUGGAAGCGAAUCGAUCAUUUUCCUAGCAAUUACACUUACCUCCGUAACAAUGGCUUCCUUUUUGGAAAUGCUUUGCACUACUGGAUGGUGAAGGUGAAUCCGGAUAAUUGGGAUACCAUACUUGUGUUUGACUUGGUGACUGAAAAGUGCCAGGAGAUGGGGUUGCCAGAUUACAAUGGCCUGGAGACCUGUAGCUGCUUGAAGCUUGUGGAUCUUCGAGGAUCUUUUUGUGCUGUGAUGGUGCCGAAUUACGACCCUUCGCUUGAGAUAUCGGAACGGGUUGAUGUGUGGGAGAUGAAGCAGUACGGAGUUAAGGAGUCCUGGACUAAGCUGUUCUCCGUGGCAACUUCAAUUGCAACUGGUCCCUUCAACUAUUUGGUACCCAUUGCAUAUUUGCAGAAUGGUGACCAGGUUUUGCUGGAGCAGGAUGGUAAGAAGCUCAUUCUGUUUUAUAUGAAGACGAAGAGGGUCAUGAAAAGGGUGGGUUCCAGUUUUCCAUACAUUUGUGAUACCAUUGUUUUUGUAAAAAGCCUGGUUGGACUUGAUUCUGUACAAACAACAAGUUGGAAUAGUAAACAGGGGAAAAACAUCAAUGUCUUAGGGAAGAAGAAGCAAAGUGGUAAAAAAAGGUAAAGCCAAAAUGGAUUUUAGUAUUUUACUAGUAUAAGGAAGCGUAUUCUUCCGUACUCAUCAUCAGGUUUUACUUGUGAUUACCACUGUAGUGUUGACUGCUAUCUGACUGGAUUUUAUUUCUACCUAUGUUUGAGUAGAGAUGAUUUCCUGUCCAAGGGUUUCAAACUUGUGUUGUAAAAGGCGGAUCUAUAGAAGAAGAUCUGAGGUUGCUGAUGCAAGGUUUUAACUAAGGGUUAACUGAUAUAUGUAACAAUCUCUUCAGAUAUGGAGUCUAAUGAGUAAUAUGAAGAUAUGUCAAACUCCGCUUUAGGAUCACAUUAGCAGUGCAUCAUCUGUUAUUAAAGCUUUACUUUGAUAGCUGGCUUGUUUGUGGAGUGUCAUUAGGGAAGAUAUGGUAAAAAUGUGCUACUGAUGGUUUCAUGUCUUGGAAAGUAUUGUCCUUACUGCGAUAUUUGUAUAAGCAUUUACACGAGAUUCCCCCUAACAAUAAGUUCCAGGUAAAAUAGAAGGAGUAAUUUGAAUUUGCGCCCUAUUUUAUUGUUCAAAUUGAACUUUGCA
Messenger RNA from Cuscuta epithymum, 1877 nucleotides. The record is from the annotation of a GenBank genome assembly. Lineage: Eukaryota; Viridiplantae; Streptophyta; Magnoliopsida; Solanales; Convolvulaceae.